ACAGCAAACUGACAGCAAACAUUCCAGAAUUCUCUAGUCAAAAAGGUGUAAGAUACUCUUCGCGGUAAUCUAUGUAAUAUAUGAGUUUUAGUGCAGCAAUAAUUUGCAGUAAAUAAAUUGCAAGUGAUUUAAACGAGAAAAUUAUUAAUUGCAAUUUGUUCAACUACAGUUUGUGGUUUGCGCAAAACUAUUGAAUGUAGUGCAUAGUGUCUACCUUCUAAUUUAACAUUUUGUGUAAUUAACAGUGUACCACUCUUCAUAGUUUAAAAUUACUGUGUAAAACGUGCAGAAAUGGAGAGUAAAAUACAAGAGUUGAAAAAGGAUAUUGCAGAGUUAGAAAUACUAUAUAACCAAGCUCAGCGCCGGAAAGUCAAAGAUAUUUUAACUUUAGAAAUCAGAAAACUUUCUGACGAGUUAUCUAAAAUCGAAAACGAAAUCAGGACAAGUUUAAAACAGUCAACACCAAUUUGUACAAGCAGAUGUUAUGAAGUGAAAAUUACAAAUUAUGCAUGGGAUCAAUCGGACAAGUUUGUCAAGUUCUAUGUUACAUUACCAAAAGUACAUACAAUACCCCAAGAAAAUAUAUAUUGUAACUUUAAUACAAAAUCAUUAGAAUUGCAUGUAAUGAAUCUGGACAAUAAAAAUUACCUGCUAGCAAUAAAUAAUCUUCUCAAACCUGUGGUUCCUGAAAGCAGUAAUUGGAAAGUAAAAACAGAUAUGGUAAUUGUAAAUGUUGCAAAAUCUGAUAGCAGUAAAUGGGAUUUUGUGACUGAAAUGGAACAACGUUCGCAUGAAUCAAGAAAACUUCCUAAUUUGGAUACUGAUGAGAAUAAGGAUCCUUCAGAAAUGCUUAUGAAUCUCAUGAAAAAUACAUACGAACAAGGAGAUGAUGAGAUGAAGCGAACAAUUGCAAAAGCAUGGUAUGAAAGUCAGAAGAAAGGUACUCCUUAUUAGAUAUAAGAAUAAAUACCUUUUAAUAUGUAGGUACAUCAAAACUGUUUAUGAAGAUAAAAAAAUAUUUCAUCUAAAAUGAUUGCUUUAUAAUUGGUCAGUGUAAUUUCAAACGUUUCUUGUAAGUAAUAAAGAAAAAAUUGAAUUGU
This is a messenger RNA of Agrilus planipennis (emerald ash borer), 1100 nucleotides long. RefSeq names its product calcyclin-binding protein. NCBI's taxonomy places the organism in Eukaryota, Metazoa, Arthropoda, Insecta, Coleoptera, Buprestidae. The record is from RefSeq and is a predicted model, not a curated record. Gene Ontology annotation, cellular component: nucleus. Gene Ontology annotation, molecular function: S100 protein binding; ubiquitin protein ligase binding; tubulin binding. Bases 292 to 954 code for a protein of 220 amino acids. The transcript is spliced from 5 exons. Gene Ontology annotation, biological process: heart development.